Cuculus canorus (common cuckoo) is the source of this 4272-nucleotide messenger RNA. It is a transcript of the gene HSPA13, whose product is annotated as heat shock protein family A (Hsp70) member 13. Gene Ontology annotation, cellular component: cytoplasm; cytosol; nucleus. The transcript has 5 exons. Lineage: Eukaryota; Metazoa; Chordata; Aves; Cuculiformes; Cuculidae. The coding region runs from base 74 to 1483 and encodes 469 amino acids. Gene Ontology annotation, molecular function: ATP-dependent protein folding chaperone; ATP hydrolysis activity; misfolded protein binding. Gene Ontology annotation, biological process: protein refolding; vesicle-mediated transport; cellular response to unfolded protein. The record is from RefSeq and is a predicted model, not a curated record.
CCUGCGCGGCGUGGCCCGGAAGGAGCCGUCAGCAGUUGGCGUUGGCGGGUGGUACUGGAGCCGGUCGGUGGCCAUGGCCGGGCAGAUGGCAGUGCUGGGCUCGGCUGUUCUGGCUCUCCUGUUAGCUGGCUAUCUAGCACAGCAAUAUUUACCGAAUCCUACACCAAAAGUGAUUGGGAUUGACCUUGGCACGACUUACUGCUCUGUUGGUGUCUUUCUUCCUGGAACAGGGCAGGUGAAGGUUAUUGCAGAUGAAAAUGGGCAUAACAGCAUACCAAGUAUAGUGUCUUUCACAGACAGAGAUGUGUAUGUAGGAUAUGAUGGCCUAGAACUGGCUGAUUCAAAUCCUCAGAAUACUAUAUAUGAUGCAAAAAGAUUCAUUGGGAAAAUCUUCACUUCAGAAGAACUGAAAAGUGAAAGUAGCAGGUAUCCCUUUAAGAUUUUCAACAACAAUGGAUCAGCCGAAUUUUCUGUGACAACUAAAGAAACCUUUCACAUCACUCCAGAGCAUAUUGGCUCUCAGCUGCUGCUGAAAUUGAAGAGAAUGGCAGAAGACUAUCUUGGCAUGCCCAUUUCGAAGGCCGUCAUUUCUGUGCCAGCAGAGUUUGAUGAAAGGCAACGGAAUUCUACCAUUGAGGCAGCAAACCUUGCAGGGCUAGAAAUUUUGCGAGUAAUCAAUGAACCCACGGCUGCAGCUAUGGCUUAUGGGCUCCACAAAGCUGAUGUGUUUAAUGUCUUGGUGGUGGAUUUGGGUGGAGGAACUUUGGAUGUGUCUCUGUUGAACAAGCAAGGAGGGAUGUUUCUCACACGAGCCAUGGCAGGUAACAACAAACUUGGAGGACAGGAUUUUAAUCAGAGAUUGAUGCAGUAUUUAUAUGAUCAGCUUCGUGAAAUGUAUGGUUCUCUACCAACAAGAAAAGAAGAAAUACAUCGCCUCAGACAGGCUGUGGAAGCAGUUAAAUUAAAUUUGACUGUUCAUGAGGCAGCUACACUAAGGGUGUUGUUGACUAUGCCAGAAAGGAAGCUUUCAAAAGAACAUCCAGAAAGUGUGGUAAAAACAAACACUGUGCUAAAAGGCAAGCCUUCACAAAACACAAAGGAUCUUGGAGAUACUUCAGAAGUAGAGAACAACUUUGUGAAAGUUGUGUUCGAAACAGAAAUCACUAGGAAGCUAUUUGAGAUGUUAAAUGAGGACCUUUUUGAGAAGAUUCUUGUGCCCAUUGAAGAAGUGUUGAAGGAAGGCCACCUACACAAAGCAGAAGUGGAUGAAAUUGUGUUAGUUGGAGGCUCCACCCGUAUCCCUCAGAUACGGAAAGUUAUUCAGGAUUUCUUUGGAAAGGAACCUAACACCUCUGUAGAUCCUGAUCUAGCAGUUGUAAUGGGUGUAGCUAUCCAAGCAGGGAUUGUUGGUGGGUCCUGGCCUCUCCAAGUCAGCGCUAUAGAACUUCCUAAUAAGCAUUUACGGAAGACUAAUUUUAACUGAAAAGGAACUCUUUCCCAUUGCAUUCCAUCUCUCCAAAAGCGUACUCCUAUGAUGUGUACUUUAUCUGACUGGCAGUGGAGCCUAAUCUUAGGCCUAACUGUAUUAAAGCUAGCUGUUACUUUAAUGGUACAAGAGGUUUUUGAAUUUCUGAAGUGUCCUGUAUUUGUUUGUAGAUUGUCUGUUGGAUGAAGUGCUAGUGAUGACACACUUACAGUUUCUUGCUAAAUUUUAUUAGCAAAUCCUGAAAAGAUGUGUGUUUAAAAUACAAAGGGAGUGUGACCAAAGGUUAGAGGUAAUGUGGUAUGGUACUGUAGGUAUUCCCAGGUCCAAUAUAUAUACUUAGAAAGAAUGUGAAGCAGUGUUAGUGCACAUAGCACUAACAGUGUUGAGCUUAAACCUAUUUAUUAAAUUGAGUCAUUUGAGCAUUUAAGCACCUUUCUAAAAGGCAUGUUGCAGCUUGAAUGAGACUUAGGCAUUCAGUUGAUUCUUCUGCUGUUCAUAACAGCAUAAUUGUAUUACUGAGGCUAUGUGGCAAACAGCCUCAUAUUUCAUUGGAAUUGUAUUUAUGUCUCUCAUGGUUUACUUCCUGAGCUGGUUUUGAUGGUUAGCAUACAGGUGCUGUUUCAUACCACUGAUGUUCUCCACAAAGAACAAGAGUGUAUUGCCAACUAUUUAUACAUUCUCCGCCUUAUUUGAAAACUGCCAUAAUUUUAUGUAUCUUAAAGCCACACCUGUGUAUCUUCCCUUGAAUUUGACCAACACACAUUACACUGUUGCACAUCUGCAAGUGCGGGAUGUCUUUCUCUGAGAAUCCCAACGCAUACUGCUUUCAGGGAGAGAGGAUGAGAUGGAAGGGACGGCCUGGAUGAAGUCUAGAACCUGUAGUCUUAGUAAAUGAAGAUUCGUCCAAUUCUUUUGUACUUCUUAGCUUGUAUCUCUGGUUUAAGUUUUGUCAUAUUCCUACUCUUAAACUGAACAUAGAUCAGAGAUAGUAGCUGUUCUUUAGGGAAGGGAGCAGUGUGUGAAACUGAGGAUUUGAGGCAGCACUUCUUAGGACUUUAUUUUAGUCAUAUGUUUUGUCAUGCAGCUAUCUAGCAAAAGCACAAGCAGAAAAAAAAUAAUCUGGAAAAGAAAAUUUAUGACAGUGCUGCUCCCUUUGGAGAAUUAUAUCAGUAUUAAAGGCCAGUUAAAUUCUUUUCAUUGUAGAAAGUUCUGCAUAGAUAAAGUGCUUCAUUCAGCUAAGACUGGCUUCCACAUCUGUCCUGCCCGGUCUUAAUCAGGUAAGCUCUACUAACAGGUGAUGCUCCAGAAUAAUUCUAUUUGUAUUAAGCUUGCCAACAUAAAGUGUGGGGCUUAGAUUUAUUGUUUAACCUAUGACUGUAUUACAAUAGGCUUAUUAUUAUCCUGGCAGUAGGCCUCAUUUAUGGCACUACUGUAGAUCAACUGUGCUGAUUCAGCUUUUUUCAUAGUUCUUGUCUGAACAAAUCUUUGAAGUAAUCCAAUUUAAAACCUCUUAAAUUGAAUUGUAGUUGCACACAACCAUUCUGCCGGCAUUGUUUAGCUUCACAGCAGGAUCGCAAUAUAUUGCUAACAUCUAUUUAAUUUCACUGAGUUGAAAACCAAAGUUUUUUUUUUUAAUUUGAGAUUUGUUUUCUUUGUGAAGUGACCCUGCCUCUAAGGCUGCAUGGAACUUCCAGUAACGUGUUAAUGUGUCCAGAAGAAAAUUGCACAGUUAUAAAGAGUGACUGGUUAGGGACUAAGUUGACUAUAACUAAAAUUCCUGUGUUGAAAGAAGUGCCUCUUCAAUGAAAUCGUGGAUGAAUGCCAAUAUACAGUACAGUUCUCAUAUGCUGUUGCCAUUCGAGGCCUUUGCUUUGCAGGUACAAAUGUAUGCAUUUAAUUUAGCAUAUGUUCCAAUGUCUUUGGAGUCAUUGUGGCCUUUCUUUUUGCCCUGCUGUAAAUUCAUCUCGAAGUCUACUGGAGUUACAGUAGGUCUUCAGUUGUUAUUUUUUUUUUUUAAUGCACUGUAAAAUGAGCAGACCUAUAUAAAAACAGAACUACAUUGCAGUGAAGUUAAAACUAUUAAAUGCUGCUUGCAAUUCUGGAAAAAGUGAGGUAGGAGUGUGGGAUUAAUUUUAAACUCUUAAACUUUUAAUGCAAAUAAAUGAAGUACUUUUUUCUUUCAUAUGCUUCUUGACUCUGGAGGUGUUAAAUUUCCUUCAGUGUUAAUCUGAGAAUUGUAAGAGAAGGAUCAGUUGUUUACUUGUAAAAGAAAUCAUAAAAGGGUAUUUAUUCAGAUUUCCAUACAGAUAUUUUUUUUUAGUAAAGAAGUUACUGUACAUUGUAUACUCAAUGCAUCCUUAUUUAUUAAAUAACUGUUGUGUGAUUUCUACAGUCAGAUUAUUUAUUUUAUAUCUUUUGAUUUUGGUACUGUAUUUUGGCACAAACCAUUGAAUUUUAAAGACAAAUCCACUGUACUAAGUGGGUAUUUCCAGGUACGCACACGUAUUGCUUAUCAAAAGUCUCUUAAAACAAGUAGAUAUUUGAAGGCUGAAAUCUUUCUACGAACAGUGCUUGAAAUCUGAGUAUGGUUGCUUAUGGUGUUGGGUGUGCAACAAUUUAUAUAGCUAAAGCUUGUGCGGCGAGUUGAAAUUCUCAAAGUAUGAGAUGCCUCACUAAUUGUGUGUUCCUGAAUUGUUUCCAAGUGCAGAUGAUUAAAUGCAUUUUAUAAACAACCUUUUAGAAUGUUUUUAAUAAAAGCAAUUUCUGUCUCUUGGAUAAGUCUUGUU